CAAGCAGAGAGACCGCACUAACCAGCAGGCAGCUUCCGGAUGGCCUUUGUACCAGCAGGCGUGAAUUGGACUCAGAAUUGGCAAUAACAAACUCUGUUAGAGCAGGAGCAAUGAAACCGUGGACAGCCAGAAGAAGGGGACACUGAAGUCUGAACGAGACGCAACGCCCACAAUCCCCCAGGCCAGCAGCAGAAAUAGUGUGGAGUCGAGGCACCCUGUGUGUGUGCUCCGCUGUGACGCAGUUACACAACAAAAUUCUCUGUGCAGAGAAGUAGGCGCCCAGGGGCAGGGGCACACGAUUUUAAGUCAACUAUCAUCGCCACAAGCUGCCAGCUAAAUCAAAGUGUGUGUGCCGCUACCGCACACUCCGUGGAGCUCUGACGCCGAGCCGGCAGAAGCCCCCCGAAAGCCCCCGAAGCUCAGGGUCACGAAGGCCGCAGUUUUCACUUUUAUUCACUGUCUCUCUGUUGGGCGAGUUCAUUAGCGGACAAUCACAAUGGUUGUGACGGCCUCCACCUGCCGCACAGAGACGGUGUUCGAUUACAGCUGGAAGGACGUUGUGGUGGCCUACUGGAACCGCUACCCAAAUCCCUACAGCACACACGUCCUCACCGAGGACACCAUCUCGCGAGAGGUGCGCGAUGGCAAGCUACGCUCGCGGAGACUGCUCUCCAAGACCAAUCCCGUGCCAAGGUGGGGAGCUCGAUUCUACAACAAUUUGCCGGUCAAGAUUGUUGAGGACUCGGUGCUGGAUCCGGUCAAGAAGACGCUCACCACAUACACCAGGAAUCUGGGCAUGAAGAAGAUAAUGAACGUCGAAGAAAUCGUCGUGUACAGCGAGCAGCCGGACGGAAGUACACUGGCCGAGCGACGGGCCUUUGUCAGUUCCCAGGUCCUAGGAUUCUCCCGCGCCAUCCGAGCCUUUGGACUCGAGCGUUUCAAGUCCAAUGGCGUCAAGGCCUUCAAUGGCUUCAAUCACGUGCUGCGGCGAAUGUUCCCGCACAGCCACUUGGGUGGACAGCAUCACCAGCCAGCUAUAGCGGCCCCAAGUGAUUUGUCCGUGGCCACAUCCACCACGGCAACGUCCUCCAUCAGCAGUCACAGCAGCAGCACCACGGAUAGGCUCAAGGGCGCCACCAAAGUGGGCUACGAGUUCUUCAAGAGUCACGCCUCCAAGAUUGCGCAACUGUUUUCCGUCAAGAACUGAAGGGUGGCCUGUUGACCCGAUCAAUUGUAUGAUCUAAGUCUAAGAUCUAAGUCUUCGGUUCCGGGGUAGAACACCGGACUGAGCUGGCCUGUGGAGAAGCGAAGGAGUGGGAGGCGGACGGAGGCAUCGGCUGCUGUAUUUCACAUGUAUUCCAAACUUAAAACCAACUAGAUACUUUGCUGCAUUUCAUUCCGUGUGUGCGCGAGCCAGCCGGCAGAACCGAACGGAGGCACUAUUUGCUGAACACAUUUUCUGCAUCCUCUACAAAAUUCUAUAAUUUAUCAUUAGUAAGUUGCACUCUAUUAUUAUUACCUCUGAAUGUUGAGCCAGAAAGACGAAAUCUAGAAACAUGACGUGUGUUAAAUUUGGUAUUUCUAUUGUCAACUGUUGUAUAUUUUUAUUUUCAAAAAAAGCGCACACGCGUAGUUAACUGAAUAAAAAAAAAAGGAAACAAAAA
Molecule: messenger RNA, 1664 nt
Organism: Drosophila kikkawai
Lineage: Eukaryota; Metazoa; Arthropoda; Insecta; Diptera; Drosophilidae
Gene: prel
Product: preli-like
Biological process (GO): phospholipid transport
Cellular component (GO): mitochondrial intermembrane space
Molecular function (GO): phosphatidic acid transfer activity
Source: RefSeq, a predicted model, not a curated record